AUGGAUCGAGCUAUAGCGCGCGCUGUGACCGAGAAGCAGCCGGUCCCGGAGAUCGAUUUCACAUUGCACACGAUGGAGGACAACACGCAGGUGUCGACAAUGGAGAGGGUGGUCAAAGAGGUCCAAGCUCCCGCCCUCAGCUAUCCUCCGGAUGAUAUGUUUUGGUCGCCUGAGGAUCCCUCCAAGCCCAAUCUCCAGUACCUCAAGCAACACCUUUAUCGCGAAGGUCGUCUCUCAGAAGAACAGGCACUAUGGAUUAUCCAUGCCGGUACACAGGUUUUGAAGGCCGAGCCAAAUUUGCUCGAAAUGGACGCGCCUAUUACGGUGUGUGGCGAUGUUCACGGCCAGUACUACGAUUUGAUGAAGCUAUUUGAGGUCGGCGGUGACCCUUCGGAGACGAGGUAUCUGUUUUUGGGCGACUAUGUUGACCGUGGUUAUUUCAGUAUUGAGUGCGUCCUCUAUCUCUGGGCGUUGAAGAUAUGGUAUCCCGAUUCACUCUGGUUGUUGCGGGGUAAUCACGAAUGUCGCCACUUGACGGACUACUUCACCUUUAAGUUGGAAUGCAAGCACAAAUAUAGUGAACGGCUCUAUGAGGCAUGCCUGGAAUCCUUCUGUGCGCUGCCGCUGGCGGCGGUUAUGAACAAGCAGUUCCUCUGCAUUCACGGUGGUCUCAGCCCCGAGUUGCAUACCCUCGAAGACAUCAAGGCUAUUGAUCGCUUCCGCGAACCCCCCACCCACGGACUUAUGUGCGAUAUCCUUUGGGCCGAUCCUCUGGAAGAAUUUGGUCAAGAAAAGACAGGCGAUUUCUUCAUUCAUAACAGUGUCCGUGGUUGCUCCUACUUUUUCUCUUAUCCUGCAGCAUGCGCGUUUUUGGAGAAGAACAAUUUGCUCUCUAUCAUCAGGGCACAUGAGGCCCAGGAUGCCGGAUAUCGUAUGUACAGAAAGACACGGACCACCGGCUUCCCUAGUGUUAUGACUAUUUUCAGUGCGCCCAACUACCUGGAUGUUUACAACAACAAGGCGGCUGUCCUCAAAUAUGAGAACAAUGUGAUGAACAUUCGCCAAUUCAACUGCACCCCACACCCAUAUUGGCUGCCCAACUUCAUGGAUGUUUUCACUUGGUCUUUGCCCUUCGUUGGCGAGAAGAUCACGGAUAUGCUCAUUGCCAUUCUCAACACCUGCUCGAAGGAAGAGUUGGAGGACGAGGGCCCCACACCUGUGUCUCCCAUUGAAGAGAAGGAUAAGGAUAAGGAUCUAAUCUCACCCCCGUCAAUGGACCCCGAAUCCAGCGAGUUCAAGAGACGUGCUAUCAAAAACAAAAUUCUUGCCAUUGGCCGCCUCUCUCGUGUCUUCCAGGUUCUCCGCGAGCAGUCCGAGAGUGUCACUGAGCUGAAGACGGCGGCUGGCGGUCGUCUUCCUGCUGGAACGCUCAUGCUGGGUGCGGAAGGUAUCAAGCAGGCUAUUCACAACUUCGAGGAUGCCCGGAAGGUUGAUAUUCAGAACGAGCACGUGCCUCCUAGCCAAGAAGAGGUUCUCGCAAAGAGCGAGGAGAGCCGCCGUGUGGCCCUGGAGCGGGCUGAGCAUGAGGCUGCUAACGAUGCUGGGCUCGCUACAGUUGCGCGACGGAUCAGCAUGUCUGCUGGCUCAGGUCGCCCCCGUUCUCGACAGAGGGAUCCUCCCAAGGAUGCCUGA
Messenger RNA from Penicillium vulpinum, 1692 nucleotides. Its product is annotated as serine/threonine-protein phosphatase 2B catalytic subunit. Gene Ontology annotation, molecular function: calmodulin-dependent protein phosphatase activity; calmodulin binding. Gene Ontology annotation, cellular component: cytoplasm; calcineurin complex. The transcript has 5 exons. The record is from RefSeq and is a predicted model, not a curated record. Gene Ontology annotation, biological process: calcineurin-mediated signaling; fungal-type cell wall organization. The coding region runs from base 1 to 1692 and encodes 563 amino acids. Lineage: Eukaryota; Fungi; Ascomycota; Eurotiomycetes; Eurotiales; Aspergillaceae.